Messenger RNA from Brassica oleracea var. oleracea, 1890 nucleotides. RefSeq lists its product as uncharacterized. The coding region runs from base 1 to 1776 and encodes 591 amino acids. Gene Ontology annotation, biological process: regulation of DNA-templated transcription. The record is from RefSeq and is a predicted model, not a curated record. Lineage: Eukaryota; Viridiplantae; Streptophyta; Magnoliopsida; Brassicales; Brassicaceae. Gene Ontology annotation, molecular function: double-stranded DNA binding. The transcript has a single exon.
AUGUGUCUCUCUGUCUGUGUUCAUACUUCAUCCAUUGAGACAAGAGAUGAAGAAGAAGAAGGCACAGAGGUAAACACAAUGUCUCUAAUCCGGAACCCUAGAUCACCCACCUCUCUACUCAACUGGGUCUCCCACAAAGUCUCCACCUUUAAAAAACCCCAACCUCCCAUAAACCCUAGAAGAUCUCUCUCCUCCACCGCCACCACCUCGAAACUCCCCAGAAACGAGAUUCGCAAACUAACCCAACUCGCCAUGUUCGACUACUUCUACAACAACAGAGGCCUACAGUUCCUAAUCGCCGAGAGCAUGAGCAAAAACGCUCCUUUAUUCAACGACACCCUCCUCAACAAGCUGCACAACGAUUCUCAUUCUUACUCUGCUUCUUGUGGUGAUGAGUUAAUCAGAUCCAUCACUAAGUUCCUAUUGUACCACCCUGUGAACGAGUUCGAGCCUUUCUUCGAGAGCUUAGGUCUGAAACCCUCUGAGUUUAGCCCUCUCGUGCCUUGUGAUAAGAUGUUUUUGAACGAAGAUGCGUUCUUGUUGGAGAAUUAUCAUGUCUUUUGGAACUACGGGAUUGGUCGGGAGAAGAUGGGGAAGAUCUUUAAAGAAGCUAGGGAGGUGUUCGGUUACGAGAGUGGUGUCUUAGCUUCAAAGAUUGAAUCUUUAGAGCGUCUGGGGUUUGGGAAGGUGUUUGUCUCCAAGGUCAUCGUUUGUACCCCGAGGGUGCUGAUCGGGGAGACGAAUUUAGAAAUGGUCAGCGUUAUAGACAUGAUUGGUUCGGAUUGGGUGUUGGAGAAUUUAUCAGAGGGAGGCUCUUAUGACUGGAGAUGCAUCCAUAGGUGUUUAGCCUUUCUCAGAGAGUUAUGUGGAGACGACGAGAGUGAGCUGUUAGAGUUAAUCAAGAACCGGCCGGGUCUGGUUCUGGAGGAGUCUGGAGAGUGGACAAUGAUCUUAGCUGGGUUUCAGACAAAGCUAGGUUGUUCCAGAAGCGAGUUGGCUUUGAAGCUUCCCCAGAGUAGUAGUCAGGAGGUUGGGAAGUGUGUUUCGAAUCUACGGCAUUGCUUUUUGUUCUUGAGAGGUAUCAAGAUGGAGGCUUAUGAGAUUGGUAAGGUGUUUCGUAACCACUCUCACUGGCUUGGAGUGUCUCGUUUGAAGCAUACUAGCACCUUUCUUAAUACUCUGAAAGGCGGGAAGAAGCGGCUUUGUCAGGUGAUUCAGGAGAAUCCGGAGGAGAUGAAGAAAUGGACUAUGGGGUUGAGAGUAACGCCGUUGCCUGGGACUGGUGUGGUGGACGUAGUCGGCUCCAAAGCGAUGAAGACACAGUUUUUGAAGGAGCUCGGAUACGAGGAGAAGGAGAUGGAGAAGGCCCUCAGGUGUUUCCGGGGGAGAGGGUCUGAGCUCAGGGAGAGGUUUGAGUUUCUUAAGAGUUUGGGGUUGAGUGAAGGGGAGGCUAAGGAGAUGGUGAAGGCGUCUCCUGAUGUGCUAACACAGGCGAGCGAUGUGUUGGAAGCAAAGGUUGAUUACCUUGUGAAUGAGUUGGGGUACCCGCUUUCGACUCUUGUGGCUUUCCCUUCGUGUCUUAAGUACACUCUUGAAAGGAUGAAGGUAAGGUUCGCGAUGUACUAUUGGCUGCGAGAGAGAGGGAAGGCGGAUGGGAAGCUUGCGAUAAGUACUAUACUUGUGUACUCUGACAAGUCCUUUGUGACGAGGUUUGUGAACCGGCACCCUGAUGGUCAUAAGUAUUUUGAGGAGUUGAAGAAGAGUGCUUCUUUGUGAGUAUAUAGAAGAAGAAAGUUUAUCAAGAUGUGGUUCUAACCUUUUGUGGAGCAGUAACUUCAAAUCUCUCUUUACUUUGUGUUUACACAAGUUCAAUAGCAAUUUUGGAUGAAA